ACUGUUCAAUUGUGAGCAACGUCAAUUUAUAUUUUUUGGUCAAACUGUUGAACUAUUUUUAACAAUAAAUAAAACAAAUGUAACUGAUAUUAAUUAAAAUUUCAUUACCAAGAUGAAUAUAAAUUGUGAAACUAUUUUGGAUUUUUACAUGCACAAAAACAAAAAAAUAUUGUGUCAAAUUAAAGUGUCGCCCACCAAAAGCCGAAAAUUCAAAAACACUUGUAGAUGUUUGACACAAGAACAAUGGAACACAUUCGAUAAAGAACUGGAGAAACUCAUUAACACAACUGACGAUUGGAAUGAUGAGAAGUGCUUUAAAUUUAAUAUAAAAUCUUACAUUGAGGUUAAGGUACAGAAAUCAAAAUUAUCAUUAAAACAUUUUUACAAAUGUUUAGGUGCAAUUGAUGAGUGUGAUGGGGAGGUUAUUGAAGCCGAUUAUGUUUUGGAGUGUCUCUUGAAUUUUCAACUGGAAGUUCCAUUUAGUACAUUCCUCGAGUCACAAGAAUAUGAACCACAAACAGAAACUUCACCAGAUAAAUUAUGCAGCCCAUUAUCCUACGAACCGUAUACGCCAUCUAAGAAAAAAUAUCAAGCGGAGAGUAUCGACACUAUUAAAACUCCUGGAAUAGAUUAUCUUGAAUAUGACGAGGACACAUAUUCGCCAAAACCCAUAUUUCAAGUAGUCGAUAGUGACCCUCUAUUAACAGAAAAAAUACCUAGAUAUACACCAGCACCGAUUAGGGACACGCGCAGUUCAAUUAAAAAAUCCACACAGCGAGAUCUGCCCUGCAGUAGUUCAAAGGAAAGUAAAAUAUCCUCUAAGCUAGAUCUUUUAGGUGAAGUUAUUGUUGAAACUGAAGAUGAAAUUGAUUCUCCGGAAAAAACUAAAUCCUUGCGAUCCAAAUUGAAUAAGAAGAAAUCGAAAAAAAGGGAAAUUGAAUACAUACCGAAAAGUCAAGAAUAUGCUGUAGUCGAUGUGCCUGUUUAUAUUCCAACUCCUAUAGAGGAGACCACUCACCGAAAAGUUAAUAAAACAGAUCACGACAUCAGGAAACAUAAAAAACGAUCCAUGACAAUAGAUGAAUAUCCAAGACUAUUAUUACUUGACGAAAAUUCAAGGGAAAAAAAUAUAACCGUAAAAGAACACAUUAGUGGCAAGGAUAAACAUAGCCGUUAUGACAACAGAAAGAUUAAAAGUCGUUCUUAUACUAUUGAUGAAAUCCCAUCAGGAUUUUCCAUCAAUAUGGAAAAACCAAAAUCAAAGAACUUGCCAGAGGAGAGCAGAGAAAAGCAAUGUAAAAAAUUUGAAUCCAUAGAGAAGAGUACGUCUCACAAAUCAAAGGACAAGAAAAGUGAUUUAAACGUAAAUAUUUCUUCAACAAAAGAAAAACACAAACUGUCAGAAAAGAAACCUGAAGUAAUAAUAAGAGCUUCUUCAUCGAGUGAAGAUGAAUUUUUGGCUGUGGUUGCAAAAUCUAAAAAGUCUUCAAUAAGGAAAUCAAAAGCGAGUGAUGAUGAUUUCGAAGACGGAAAUAAAAUUGAUAAAAAUACAAAACUAUCACAAUCAAAUGACAAUGCAAAUAAUUUAAAUAUAUCUAUUUCAUCUGCCACCGAAUCGGCCACAGAUACAUCCCUACAAAAACUAAAAAGAGGAAGAAAACAAAAAGAAAGCGGCACUGAUGACAACAAAUCCUUAAGACGUUCUGAACGAUCUCCCAGCAAACCAGUUAGAUUCAUAGAGGAACAACAUGACCUGUUACGAAGUAAAAAGCCGAUAAAAACCAAAACUUCACCCAAAAACAAAGAACUUUUCGGCACAGACGACGAUGAAUACGAGGAGCUUUUUGAUAACAAUAACGGUACAAACAUUAAAAACGACAAGAAAUUAAAAUCAUCAGUAUUCGAAACCCCUGUAAGUAAGAAAUCCACUAAGAGUGCAUCAUCAUCAUCAUCGUCAUCCUCAUCAACGAAAAAGAAACGCAAAAGAGAUAAAAGUAGUGAAUGUGAACAGGAAAAACGUGACAUGAAUACCUGGUUGUCCAAGAAAAAAACAUCAUCAUCAGAUAAAGAUUCAAAACAGGCAUCAACAUCAAAAUCAUCAUCAUCAUCUAAAUGUCGACCCCUAAAAAUGUCAAAAAAAGAAAAAUCAAAAAAUACUGAAGUUGACACAGAGAGUCGUCCGAAAUCUGAGACGCACCCGCCUUCUUUUGAAUUGCCAUCAAAGGAAGAAAUGGAAUUGAUGCGAAAUAAAACAAAAUUAACGCAAAAAGAAAAUGCAAUAAUCAGAGCAGAAUUAGAUAAAAUGCGUACUUCACCGCCCAAAGAAGUAGAAAUUUUGUCUCUGCAAAGUGUCCCCGUGGAGGACAUAUUGAACACGUUUUCAAAAUACAAAUCAGAACUAGAUGAAAUCUAUGAGAAUAAUUGCAAGAGAGAUUAUAUCAAAGGACAUGACGGCAUAAAUCAUUGUUUUGUGAUAAGAUUACUGCAACCAAAUAUCCAGAUGAAAAUGUUGGAAAUGCUAACAGAUGUUUAUAGUAACACGAAGAGCACAACCCAAGCAACCUUAUAUGCCAAUGCCCUUCUCCCCGAGUGGGUAAUACGUGUGUAUAUGGAAAAAUUUAAUUUUUCGCGCCAGCAGGCAAUUAAUCAAAUCAAAGCACAAGAAGCAUUUCAACUGCAUAUGGAAGAACAAAGUGAUAACUCUUUUAUGUUCGAUUAAAUAAAAUGUGAUGUAAAUUUUAAAAAUUACACGCAAAUUAUAUUGGUUUUAAAUUCAAAUAAUAAAUAUUAAAGCUGUGCUUUGUCUAAAA
Molecule: messenger RNA, 2810 nt
Organism: Calliphora vicina (urban bluebottle blowfly)
Lineage: Eukaryota; Metazoa; Arthropoda; Insecta; Diptera; Calliphoridae
Exons: 5
Coding region: 113-2719 (868 amino acids)
Source: RefSeq, a predicted model, not a curated record